GCGCAAUCCAGCCGGCCAGUGUGGCGGAACUUUGGGACCCAUCGGGUAGCAGCUAACGACGACACGGGGGGCGAAAGUCAAACCUGGGCUUUGGCUUAGGCGUGAAGAAAGCGUGGGAAACAUGGUCGCGCGCGAUCAUCAGCAAACAACGAGGGCGCGGGUGGGCCGUCUCCUUUCGCAGCUCUUCUUGCGAAGCCGCCAUCGUCCCACUCGCCCGAAAUCGAUGGGACGCUCAGCACCGCCCAAGUCCGUCGCCCGCGUGUAUGCGGACGUGAACCAGCGGCUGGGCCCGUCAUGGCACGAAUAUGACAACCUCCAGGUCCAGUGGGGACUGCAGGAUCACUACGAGAUCGUCCGCAAGGUCGGAAGGGGAAAGUACUCUGAGGUCUUCGAGGGCAUAAACAUCGUGACCGAGGAGAAGUGUAUCAUCAAGGUCCUCAAGCCGGUCAAGAAGAAGAAGAUCAAGCGCGAAAUCAAGAUCUUGCAAAACCUUGCUGGCGGCCCGAACAUCGUCGCGCUGCUCGAUGUUGUGCGCGAUCAGACGUCGAAGAUCCCGAGCCUGAUCACGGAGUACGUGCACAACGUGGACUUCAAGGUCCUCUACCCCCGCUUCACCGACUACGACGUGCGCUUCUAUAUGCUCGAGCUGCUCAAGGCGCUCGACUUCUGCCACUCGAAGGGCAUCAUGCAUAGAGAUGUCAAGCCGCACAAUGUCAUGAUAGACCACGAACGCCGAAAGCUCCGCCUCAUCGACUGGGGUCUAGCCGAGUUCUACCACCCGAAAACGGAGUACAAUGUCCGCGUAGCAUCGCGCUACUUCAAGGGCCCCGAGCUGCUCGUCGACUUCCAGGAAUACGACUACAGCCUUGACAUGUGGAGUUAUGGAUGCAUGUUUGCCUCCAUGAUCUUCCGCAAGGAGCCGUUCUUCCAUGGGCACGAUAACUACGACCAGCUGGUGAAGAUUACCAAGGUUCUCGGCACGGAGGAGUUCUACGCGUACAUUGACAAGUACAACAUCCGCCUCGACUCGCAGUUUGAUGAGCUGCUCGGCCGCUAUCCUCGUAAACCGUGGACGCGCUUCAUCACGUCGGAAAACCAACGCUAUAUCUCCAAUGAAGCGAUUGACCUGCUUGACAAGCUGCUGCGUUACGACCACCAGGAGCGCCUAACAGCCCGCGAGGCGCAAGGGCAGCCCUACUUCGAUCCCGUACGGAAUGCAACUCCAGCCGACGGUGUCGAGUCGGACUCUGUGUCCUCGGGUUGAAAGCGCGCCCUCUGGCUGAAACGAGGGUACCAUCGCCUAGCCCGGUGCGCGUGUGUGAAAGUGGUCCUUUGCUAUACCGGCAGCGCUAGCUGGACUUGACGGUCACCCCCGUCCUACGCUGCCUCUUGUUGUGAUUGCCGUCGUGUGCUGAGUUGGGUGACCAUAUAGUCGUGCUGUCUUUGUACUCGUAGAGCUGUCUUUCUGAUGUAUGUAUAAUUUUUUAGCGAACACCAAGCUUUCUGAGCACA
Schizophyllum commune H4-8 is the source of this 1512-nucleotide messenger RNA. Its product is annotated as Pkinase-domain-containing protein. The coding region runs from base 122 to 1264 and encodes 380 amino acids. Gene Ontology annotation, cellular component: protein kinase CK2 complex; cytosol; nucleus. The record is from RefSeq and is a predicted model, not a curated record. Gene Ontology annotation, biological process: DNA damage response; protein phosphorylation; regulation of transcription by RNA polymerase I. The transcript has 8 exons. Gene Ontology annotation, molecular function: protein serine/threonine kinase activity; ATP binding. Lineage: Eukaryota; Fungi; Basidiomycota; Agaricomycetes; Agaricales; Schizophyllaceae.